UUUAAAUCUCAAGGUAAUGAGGAGUCAAAAAUAUUUUCCUAGAUGGUUCUUCGGAUUCGCAUCAGAACCGGUCGUUCUUGGAUGCAUUUUGCAAUUAGGAGUUUUGUUUACUGCUUAUAUUGUAUAUUCAAAAUACAAAAUGUCGUAUGAAAACAUAUUGUUUGCUGAUGCUUAUGCUGUUAAUGGGACUCCUCAGGGAUCAGUCAUAAGUGAAACUAAAGAACAUUCUUUAUUUUUGACUAUCCACUUGAGCCCUAUUGCUUCUCCACAAGAAUGUUUGGAGUCUAUUGGACAUAUUGAGGUAUUUUAUUGCGUGACAUGCUUUUAAUAUUUGCAUUCUGGUUAUACUCGGCCUCAUUCUCACGCAUCUGUAUUAGUGAAUGGGAAGAAAAUGUAUUAUUAGAUCAACAGAAUUUAACAUCUGUACACAACAUAAACUCAUUUGUAUGAAUAUGAGAAAUGAGCCAUACAGAUAUGUUAAUUCAAUUUGUCCAAGACAUUUGUGUCGUGAAGAUGAAAUUUUAUAUGGUGUCGGUUUCGGAUUUGAUUUCUUUCGAAAAAUCAGCCCUGAUUUUGAACACAAGAAAGUUGAACCCUUUCAAUAUCAUGAACGUUCAGGGGCUAUGGGUAGACUUCCUAAGACGGGCGGAGAUAUAUUUAUUCAUGCUAAGUGUAAUAAAUAUGGCAAGUUGUUUGAACUGACACAAGCCAUCAUUAAUAAUUUUCCACCCAGAUCUGUAGACAGAUUCGAGGAUAUUUACGGAUGGGUUUAUCGUAAUGGGCGUGAUUUGAGUGGUUUUAUUGAUGGAACAAUGAAUCCGAGAGAUCCAGAUGAACGGGCAGAGGUAGCAAUCAACACAUAUACAGGCGGAAGUUAUGGUCUUGUUCAAAAAUGGAUUCAUGAUAUGGAUUUGCUUCGAUCAACACCAGAUAAUAUAAAAGAAAAAUGGAUUGGUCGAACAAUUGAACAUAGUUUUGCAUUACAUGAUAAAUCUAUUACAUCACAUAUUGCUAGAAUGAUUGGAUCUGCAGAAAGAGGUAAAUGGCCAAAAUUUCGUAUCGUUCGACAAUCUCAACCAUAUGGUACAUUAUCUAGUGAAGCUGGACUAUUAUUCCUUGCAUAUGCAGCUGAAAUAAAAAAUUUCAAUUUUAUGCUAGAUCGUAUGACUGGUGAUACUGAAGAUAGAGAAAUAGAUGAUGUAAUGCGUUUUAGUCACUGUGUUACAGGAAAUUAUUGGUACUUUCCUAGUCAAGAAGAACUCACUCGUUUAGUUACUAUGGACAAACUAGAACCUUAACUCACAAGCUUAAUCAUAUUUUUAUAAAAUUAAUUUAAAUGGAUGAUCUAGUGAUUUUUCUUUCUUACUUAAACAAACGCUAUUUAGUAUUAUGACAUUCAGCGUUUGGUACACUUGUAUCUAACCUGAAAGUAUAUGAUGUGGUAUGGAUGUAGUGAACAAGAACACGAGUGGGAAUAAUCGGAUGUAUUUGAGCACAAAACUACAGAACAUCUCAAUACCUGCACUCCAGCGGCCUACUGAGUCAUCUGCAUCUGAUGUCCUUCCAGCAUCCUCACGUCCCACCGCUCCUCUACGUCUACAGCACCCUCCAGAGCCAACGCUACCAAGCUGGAAGACUACUCGACGUCACCUCUUCGCACCAGACUGCCCCUACUAGCACCUCAGCUCCAGGCCCACAACGGCGUCCGCAGGACAGCGCCCCUCCUCCUCCCGGUUGUCAGCGACACUAAACGUAUUAAGCAGGAACUCGAGUGGGCUCAAUCGAAUGUACUUGGUGCUACAUUACAGAGUAUCUCACUGAACCAUACAUUAAAUAGUUAAUUUGCAAAAUAUCAAUCAAAUGUCUCAAACUUGACUGUUUCUUCUGCAGAUAUCAGUCUAUUGUCUCAGAUUUCAUUGUUCAUACAGUUUUAUACCAACUGCCUUCUGUUCCUGUUCUUUCCUUCUCGAUCUUCUACUGAAAUACAUUCCGUCACUGACCAUCAUUAUAUACUACUUAUGUGGAUAUAAGUAGCUCACAUCACAG
Messenger RNA from Schistosoma curassoni, 2046 nucleotides. The record is from the annotation of a GenBank genome assembly. NCBI's taxonomy places the organism in Eukaryota, Metazoa, Platyhelminthes, Trematoda, Strigeidida, Schistosomatidae.